Eleginops maclovinus (Patagonian blennie) is the source of this 2608-nucleotide messenger RNA. RefSeq names its product zinc finger MYM-type protein 1-like. The transcript is spliced from 2 exons. Gene Ontology annotation, molecular function: protein dimerization activity. Lineage: Eukaryota; Metazoa; Chordata; Actinopteri; Perciformes; Eleginopidae. The record is from RefSeq and is a predicted model, not a curated record. The coding region runs from base 357 to 1463 and encodes 368 amino acids.
GCUCGGAAGGAGAGCAAGUGGCUAUCUCAUGACAUCCUCAACGAGAUGACUGAAAUUAUGGCCCAUGAUGUGAUGAGAACGCUAAUUGGAGAAAUUAAGUCUGCUGAGUUUUUCUCUGUGAUUAUGGAUGAGACCGCCGAUAUUACGGUCAAAGAGCAGGUGUCUAUCUGCUUCCGUUUUGUGACUGAAGAUCUGGAACCAGAGGAACUUUUUCUUGGAUUUUAUCAGACAUCAAAAACGACAGCAGAAACCCUUUUUCAGCUUUUAAAAGACGUUUUGGUUAGAUUCUCACUGCCAGUCAGUAAAUGCAGAGGACAAUGCUAUGACAUGGCAUUAGAACAGGUCUACAGGCUCGCAUGCGGGAGCUGGAGCCCCGAGCACAGUACAUCCAUUGCACUGCUCAUGUUAUGAAUUUGGUUGUGCAUGAUGUCGCCCAAAACAUUCCACCAUGUCGGAACUUCAUGGUACUUAUUCGUGACAUGGUAACACUCAUCAGAAAUUCCCCAAAGCGACUCACCUGGUUCCAAGAGUUUCAAGGCAAAGACGCAUCAUCUUUGAAACCGUUAUGCCCGACGCGCUGGACCAUGACAACGGCCUCGUUACAAGCCAUUGCUUCCAACUACAGCGCGCUACUGGAAUUUCUGGAGGACCUGUCUCUGAACGAAAAAGGUGACGCAGGAGUCAAUGCUGCACUCCAAAAGAGGAGUUUGCACCUACAGAAAGCUAGGCAGAUGGUUGACACGCUCAGAGAAGACAUAAAGUGUCUUCGUGAAGAAGGAUUCCAAGGAUUUUGGGAAAACACAACUGCAGCAGCACAUGACUUGAAUUUGGAGAGCCCAGCUGUGCCAAGGCCAAGAAAAAUACCCCGCCGACUGGAAGAUGGAGGUUUGCCGCACUGCUUUCAAACACCAGAAACAAUGUACCGACAGCAAUUCUUUGAGAUCAUGGAUACAGCGUCAACAUGCCUGGACUGCAGGUUUAGUCCUUCUGUAUUCGAACGCAUGCAAGAUGUUGAGGAUUUUCUGAUCGGGAAGGGUGACUGCAAAAGCAUCAUGGAGUUCUAUAGGGAUGAUUUGGAUGAGAAAAGGCUCAGGCUGCAUCGUGAUAUGUGCAUUGACUUAGCAAAGCAACGAGGAGUUCGCCUAGCUUCUUUUCAAGAUGUAGUGGACUUCCUAAAAGGCAAUCAGGGAGAGCACCUGAGAAUCAUGUUGCCAGAGAUGACCAAACUAGUGAAACUCGCACUGACUGUCCCAGUAACAUCCUGCAGUUCAGAGAGGUCAUUUUCAGGCCUGCGGCGACUUAAAACUUAUUUGAGGUCCACGAUGGGGCAAGCAAGACUGACCCAUAUUGCUGUAUUGAACACUCACAAGGAUGUAUCAAGAAAUAGGAAUCUGGAUGUAAUCGCAGACGAAUUCAUCAAGCGCACUGCUGCGAGGAGUGCCACUUUCCUCAUAAAGAAGUAGCGUCAAUGGUGAGUGAAAACAAAUCCAAUUUUGAUAUUUAGUAGCUGUGUGGGCCUAUGUGUUGAUGGUUAAUUGACUGCAUUUUACUGCGUGGACCUGUAUGCUUUGUGUGUGUAACAACAGCAUUAGAUGGCCGAUUAUAACUUGUUUGGCUGGCGGCGUACGUGUCUCACAGCCACGGUGGUGUCGAAUUUGCGUUGGAUUGUGCACUUGGCCUUAGUUAAUGCGAGUCGUUUUACUAAAUCAUCUUGGUGGAAUUGAUUAUUACUUCAGAUCAUCUACCUGUGCAUCGAACCAUCCUGCCUGCCUCAACGACGACUCUUUUGCCUCUUCCUCGCCGGUACUUCUAUAUCUGACCUGCCUGCCGUGCAUCGAACCUGGACUGUGACUGUGACCAUCGGACUCCUCUACUGCCUUUCCCAUACUGGAUAUUGUUUUAUUUGUUUUUGAACUGCCUACCUGUUUACCGAACCUUUUCAGUAAAGAUUAUUGAUUGCACUCACCCCCUCGUGCGUUUGAAUCCUCAAACUCUGCAUCCAGGGCUCGACAUUAACUUUUUGGCUUACCAGCCAACAUGACUGGUAGAUGAAAAUAAUUACCAGCAUAUUACCAUCAUAUUUUUACCGGCCAAAAUUAAACCUGGCUUUUCAGACCUACUCUGACAUUGUUUGACAUAAACAACCUGUAGCCUAAAUAACCCUAUGGAAGUAGUAUUAUUUACAUUCAUUUGUGCCUAAUUUGAUAUGUGCCUAAAUGAUCAUUUAUUAUUUGAAUAAUUCAUAGAGGCUUAUGCCACCUUCCGUCUUAGAUGCAAAAGACUUUUAUUUUGAUAAAGGUAUCGAAAAUGUGUUUAUGUCACCGUGGGAACGUGAACUUGUCAUUACGACUUCAGAUCUGGUUACGGAUGGAUGCACAUGCACAAAGUUAACAAAUUGUAUGGUUUAAUGGACCCGUAAGAGAGCUCUUAUGGUGUUUUACCCAUUUAUAUUGUUAGGCUACAGAAGAAUACAUGGCGCUGAAAUCCAUGCGUUUGACUACUUUUUCCAAAUCCAUAGGGCAAAAAGUCACGUAGGCUAUGUUUUUUGCAUAAGGUUUAUCUUGGGCGUCGAGGGUCGGGCUUUAAACUUUUUAGAGCACCCACCGGC